This is a messenger RNA of Protopolystoma xenopodis, 315 nucleotides long. The record is from the annotation of a GenBank genome assembly. Lineage: Eukaryota; Metazoa; Platyhelminthes; Monogenea; Polystomatidea; Polystomatidae.
AUGGGUGAGGUCGUACACUAUUCAUGCCCUCAGAGUGACUUUGGGGAGUAUUUCCAUACCUCCUCUUCUUCGCUUUCUUCCGGCAUCGGGCAUUUAAUUGGCUGCAUUUUCAGACAUUUUGCCAACAUCAGACAGCUACAGACCCUCAUUGAUCUUCACUCCGACCUCGGGGCACUCUGUCGCUGCCACCGCGUCGACUGGGACGAGCUAGCCCUGAAGUUGGAGCGCCUGGAACGCGAUGGAAAGCGGGCCUGGGAGCACUAUCAGGUCAUCUUCAAAACGACUGAGAAGGCCUCACAUCUGGCUCAUAAGUAA